Molecule: messenger RNA, 2072 nt
Organism: Ictalurus furcatus (blue catfish)
Lineage: Eukaryota; Metazoa; Chordata; Actinopteri; Siluriformes; Ictaluridae
Product: LHFPL tetraspan subfamily member 7 protein
Exons: 3
Coding region: 1416-2072 (218 amino acids)
Cellular component (GO): membrane
Source: RefSeq, a predicted model, not a curated record
AACAGUUAACGACUCCUAUUAUUCUGCAGCUGCAAUAAUUAAUUCUCACUGUCGUUGAAGACAAGAACAGAAACGCCAUUUUGACAUGUUGCACUCAAAAUUUGCAGUGACGGCUUUAUUAUUUCUGUGUGCCAACAAGUUAAAUUUAGAAACUUAUAUAAUGAGAGGACAAUAUCAUUGGCUGUGUCCCAAAUCAUACACUACAGUACUGGUUAAGCACAUGUACUGCAUUGAUUCUCAAAGGGAAGGCUGGGUGUUGACAUUUACACAUUAACAGAUAACAAGAUUUGAAACAACAAUGGAUGCACAGUGGCAAGGAAAAACUCCCUGAGACGCCAUGAGGAAGGAACCGGACUCAUGUUCUUCCGUGUGACUCCUGAUAGUUUGAUAAUCCCUCAUUACCCUUGUACAAAAGUCAAACAGAACUAAAUGUGUCGAAAGGGUGUUUAUUAAGAGCGCUGGGGUGCGCACAGGACAGACUUUAUGAUUCCACCAGCAGUUCUUGGGUACACAUGAAGGGUCCGGGUGAGAUUAUCCACUGAUGCAAAGAUGAGGGUAUAAACUGGUUUUGUGGAGCGCAAACCUUUAGAGUGUCCAUGUAGGAGCAGAAGAAAGCGCAGAAGCAGGGCAUCAUGAUGAAUCAGCCAGAGCAAUCGAAGUGUAUCAGGGAUACAUCACCAGUACUCAAUACUCCUUGCCCUAAUACAGGGGUUCUCAAACCUGUCCUGGAGGACUGCACAUUUUGUCUGUCUCCCUUAUCUGACACACCCAAUCCAAGUCUUGCAGUCUGUACUAAUGAGCUGACGAGUUGAAUUAGGUGUGUUAGAUAAGGGAGACCUCCAGGACAGGUUUGAGAAGCACUGCCCUAAUAAAUACUCGCAUUUGACAGCAGACUCGUACCUUUGGUGUUUUGAAGCCCUAUUUAGUGCGCUAGAAUGCGGUUUGGAGGGUUGCCAUUGAAAAGAUCUUGAGGCGACGCCCACCGGCAGCUGACGCGCGUAAAGCAGCGCGCACACGCACGCACGCACGCACACGCACGCUCAGACGCAUACGCGCGCCCUGGAGAGGCGCUCCGUAACCGUUCACUACUGUUUACGCCCCGUGUGACAGCUGGGCAGCUUUCAGAGCUCUGGAAAAGACCGAUCUGUUUCAACUCGCGUUUGUGUUUUGAAUCAUGUGCACUAGCUGUGACUGACAGUGCGCGCGUCCUGCUGGAAUACCGCGUCCUAGAAGUAGCGCAUGCAUGUUGGGAUUUACUCCACUGACGUUUGCCUAAACUUCGUGGCGCGCACCUUGCACAUCCGCGUCCUCUUUCUUUCUUUCUUUUUAUCUUUUCUUUUUGACCGGAUUAAAGGCUAAUAUUGGUUUCCAAAAGGUCUUUAUGUUCGUUUCCACGUAUAGCGCGCGCACUCCAGAUGCAUGUACUGUUUGACCGGGACAGGAAAGAAGCCGCGGUUGGCACCGGCACCAUGUUCAGCUGUGUGGGCUGCUUCUGGCUGCUGCUGUCCGCCGCGCUCGUUGCGCUCUGCAGCUUCAGCUUCAUCUCUCCAGCGUGGAUCGUGAAGGAGCAGCAGCACGACAGGAGCGGCCACUCGGUCAGUUUCGGCCUGCUCUGGCACUGCUCCGAGUCUCUGGACCAUAUGUACACAUGCUACGCGUUUGGCGGCAUUGGGAGGUUUGCCGAGAUUCCCUCCAGCUCCUGGCAGACGAGCGCUGUGCUGUGCUCCGGAGGUUGCGCGCUCUUGGCUGUCAGCUCGCUGCUGGCCAUCAUCACCAUCUUCUUGCCCGGUGGAAACUGCGAGAGGAAGAUCUGCACACUGGCUGGAUACAUGCAGAUGGCUGCAGUGUUCAUCAUGGCAUCUGGUUUGCUGGUUUAUCCCUUUGGCCUAAACUCCAGUUUGGUCAAGUCCUUCUGCGGAAAUUCGGACAUCUACUACGCCGGCGAGUGCCAGAUAGGCUGGGGCUACAUGUUGGCCAUCGUGGGUGUCAUGCUCACCCUCUUUUUACCCUUCUUUGCCAAGUAUGCCCCAAAAGAGCAGCUCCUGCCCACUCCACUGCCCACACUUUUAUAA